UUGAACGUACAGCGGGGAAACGGAGCGGCUAUGGAGGAAGCUUUGUGUUUGUGUUAGCUAGCGAGGGUCUUUCUAGUAUUCGCCCCUUAGCUGGAUUGAAAUGAUACAUUCCAGAUACAAAUAGGGAUGCUUGACUUUAUUUCGAAGGACUGUGCUGUAACUUAACGUCUCUGUUCGGGAGAUCUUUGUGUCAGAAAGAUGCCUAUCCGAGCAUAUUGUACAAUUUGCUCCGAUUUCUUCGAUCACUCCAGAGAUGUGGCUGCCAUCCACUGCGGACACACUUUCCAUUAUGAAUGUCUUCUUCAGUGGUUUCAGACAGCCCCCACUAAAACCUGUCCACAGUGUAGGAAGCAGGUGAGCACCAGGCACAUUAUCAACAGGCUGUUUUUUGACAUCAGCGGAGAGGAGGAGGUCACAGCGGACCCAGAAAGCUUGCAGAAUGAGGUGGGUCGAAUGAAGGCACUUCUAAGCUCUAAAGAACAAGACUGGCGGGACAAACAGAAGGCGAUGGACAGUUUAAGGGACACUGUGGACAAGCAGAGGAGAGACCUGGACAGUGUGCGGAAAGAGAUUAUGGAAAAGGAGAUGCUGUGUUGUGCCCUGAGAAAACAGAUGUCAUACUUAGAGACGCAGCAGAAUGAGUUUCAGGCUGCCAAGGAGGAGGCCCGGAGACUCAGGACCAAAAUGAAAACUUAUGAAAGCCUGGACGUGUUGUUGCAGGGCCAGAGAGCAGAGGUGGAGUCCAUGAUCACAGAUAUGGGUGUCAGCCAGGCGGCAGUUGAGCAGCUCUCAAUCUACUGCAUCUCUCUCAAAAAAGAGUAUGAUAAUCUAAAGGGAACACUGAAGUCUUCAAAUGACAUGUGUGAGAAGCUAAAGAGAGAAGUGCACUCCUCAAACAACAAGUUACAAAAAGCUGCAGUGGAGGUGAAUCAGACCAAAGACGACAUGAAGUCUCUGCAGAACGAUUUGGCAAAUGCUGACAAAGAAAUCUCUAGUCUGAAGAAGAAGGUGGAGUUUCUUCAGAAGACUCUGAGCACACCGUCACGGACAAAUGAAGCCCUCAGCCGGCUCGUCUUUGAAAGUCCGGCCCCUCUGGAGCUGAAGCAGCCUCGCCUCCACCAGCCGGCAGACUGUGAGGACAUUGACCUCAACAUGACCUAUGACAUCACUACACCGGAUGCUGUGGCCAAGAGACCGAAGCAGGUCCCAUCGAAGAAGAUGCGUCUUGACCCACCUGUAACAUCUGUGUCCAAACACAAUGAAAAAACUUCAUCAUCAAGAAAGGCCCGAGAUGAAGAGUCAGCCCUGGAUCCUUUUUUAAGGAACUCCCUCCUCUUUAGAAAGAAGACUUUCGGCAGCAUGUUGGACCCUCAGAGGAAGCCUGGAGCUGUAUGUACAACACAACCAUCUCCCUCAAAGUCUUCUGCUGCAAGGAGCCGUUUAUUCCUUGACUGUUUUCUUGAAAGAAUUGUUUUUGUUUGUUUGUUUCAGGUCAGAACUGGUUAUGAUGGUUUAGGAGGACGAACUAAAUUCAUUCAACCUUCUCCUUUAUCAGAGAUUCGCCCGCUGAUGAAAGCUAAAAGGAAAAAAGUGACCAGGCCUCCACCCAAGAUUUCAACUUGUCUCACUCUGGACGGCUUCCUUGAGUAAAUAUUGGAAUCAAAGUUCAGGAGGCUGUGAGGGGAGAAGCUUGUUGGUGCUGUUCUGCCUCUCAGCACCAAACAGGACUUUCUGCUUGAACUUUUAUUUUAAAAGCAAUAACUCGCCUCCGAUUCGACAGCAAAUGCUGGAUUUUUGGUGAUGUCAGCAAACCUGCUGUACAUUUUUUUUGUGUGUGUUGACAUGAACUUGUGUGUGCAGACUGUGUCCUGACCAGUCUUAGGUUUGAAACCUUCUUUUGUAGUUGUGUAGGAGUCUGUGUAUGUGUGAGAUCAAUGUGUCUGCAAUUCAUUCGACUUCAGUUAUUUUUCACUGAGUCUUCCCAUAUUAACCUACACGUAGAUGUGAUGUAGGUGUUUUCUGUUUCAAUGGUCCGGUGUGAUGCAACUCAAAUAAUAAACAAUAUUUUUAUUAAGGUU
Molecule: messenger RNA, 2078 nt
Organism: Amphiprion ocellaris (clown anemonefish)
Lineage: Eukaryota; Metazoa; Chordata; Actinopteri; Pomacentridae
Gene: traip
Product: TRAF-interacting protein
Exons: 15
Coding region: 199-1650 (483 amino acids)
Source: RefSeq, a predicted model, not a curated record